ACCACAGUGUUUAUGAUGGACGAUUUAUUCCCCGGUGCAAAGUCAACAUAACACAGCAAACGCACCGCAAUUAUUAACAUUUUCCUGGGGCCUCAUGAGGCCGGAGAGUCAGUCAGUGGAGGAGAGGAGCUCCGGGAGCAGGCUCCACUUUCCCCGGGACACAUCCCUGCCUCCUCGGCGUCAUGGCUCUCUACCACGGCCGCCUGCCGCCGCUCGGACUGCCGGGCCUGUCCGCCCCCCCGCUCAUCUACCUGUACGGGCGGGACGGUGGAGGGGUCGUGCCCGCCGCCCUGAGCUUCGUGUCCGGCCAGGAGCCUCCGCAGAAGCCGCCCUACAGCUACAUCGCGCUCAUCGCCAUGGCCAUCAAGAGCGCACCGGAGCAGCGCGCGACGCUCAGCGGCAUCUACCAGUUCAUCAUGGACCGGUUCCCCUUCUACCACGACAACAAGCAGGGCUGGCAGAACUCCAUCCGGCACAACCUGUCCCUGAACGACUGCUUCAUCAAGGUGGCCAGAGAGAAGGGCCGGCCCGGCAAAGGCAGCUACUGGACGCUGGACACCACCUGUCUGGACAUGUUUGAGAACGGAAACUACCGGCGGAGGAAGAGGAAGGCGAAAGGUCACCAGGAGGCUUUGGAGUCCAGAGCCGCUGGACACAAGCGCACCAAGGGCCCGGGGCCACCGAGGGCCCCCCAAUCCUCCACCAAGCACCAGACUGGCUCGGAGAUGGAGAAGGCACCAGCGAGGCAGGAGGCGGAGGAGACAGAAACUCAAGCGGACACGAAGUCUGUUCUUGUCGAGAUUAACCAGGCGGAGCCGCCACGAAGUCCCGUCCACAGACUUAAAGUUCUCCCGGGUUCAUCCACCGAGAGGCGGCCGGAGCCGGGUCCCGCUCCCAGGCACGCUGCCCUGUGGAUGGACGGCGCGCACCUCCUCGGCGCAUCCUUCCGCUGGGAGACGGAGGACAGAAGGUUCGCGUUCAGCGGAAGAGACAGAGACAGAGGUCCGCUCUGCGCCGUCAGCUGCGGAGGAAACACUAACUUGGCUGCACCUGCGUCGGAGAGUCCGAAAGGAACCGUUCCGAGCCGGGACAAAUCGAAAGGUUUUAGCAUCGACAGCAUCUUAUCGAAAAAUGACGGCGAGACGCGCGGCAGCCUCCUCGGUUUGUACCCGGACACGUGCGCGGAGAACCCAGGUUUCAGUUCGUCUCUGGUCCUCGGUGCUCGGCCACAUCACUUGCACCAGAUGGGAUUCCCCCUCUCCUCUUACCUGUCACUCACCUACCCAGACAAAGUACUGCAUUUUAAAUGAGCACCGCCAUGAAUCCAGACUCCAGUGUAUUUUACGCACGGACGCCUGAAGAUGUAAAGUGUUUAAAGCUUCACAUGCUUCGUCCCAUUGAGACAUGUUCCUCCUCUUCUUCUUAUUUCAGGACCUCUGCCACGUUCUUCAUCCACAGAAGCGAUCAGACAGCGACAGAGAGCAGCCGGAAGGCUUUUAAAUUCAUCUUUACGCAUGCGUAAUUGUCAGGACUGUGGUUAUAUGGCACACAUCUUCCCCAAAAUACUGCCCGAUACAACAAAAAGCUGAAAGUUUAUAACGAUCCUGUCAAUGUCGUGUGAAUAUUUAGGGCAAGCUCAACAUUUCUCACUUCAUACAUGACGAAGAAACCCCCCAGAGAACAUGUUGAAUGUGUUAAUGUGUUUAUCCAAAGAAGAAAGAUCGUGUCUCUGAACUCUGGACUUAUUGUACAACAUGAGAAUGAAGUUUCACACUCAGCGAUGUAAUCAAAGGUAUUUUACAUUCCACACUGCUCUGAAGUUCAUGUGCAAAUAAAGUUUAGUUUGGUAAUAAA
Hippoglossus stenolepis (Pacific halibut) is the source of this 1854-nucleotide messenger RNA. It is a transcript of the gene foxl1, whose product is annotated as forkhead box L1. The transcript has a single exon. Gene Ontology annotation, molecular function: DNA-binding transcription factor activity, RNA polymerase II-specific; RNA polymerase II cis-regulatory region sequence-specific DNA binding. The record is from RefSeq and is a predicted model, not a curated record. Gene Ontology annotation, biological process: regulation of transcription by RNA polymerase II; cell differentiation; anatomical structure morphogenesis. The coding region runs from base 183 to 1310 and encodes 375 amino acids. Lineage: Eukaryota; Metazoa; Chordata; Actinopteri; Pleuronectiformes; Pleuronectidae.